Brassica oleracea var. oleracea is the source of this 1544-nucleotide messenger RNA. Its product is annotated as probable sodium/metabolite cotransporter BASS5, chloroplastic. Gene Ontology annotation, cellular component: membrane. Bases 104 to 1330 code for a protein of 408 amino acids. The transcript has 7 exons. The record is from RefSeq and is a predicted model, not a curated record. NCBI's taxonomy places the organism in Eukaryota, Viridiplantae, Streptophyta, Magnoliopsida, Brassicales, Brassicaceae.
GUUGAUAAUUUGGUACGUCGUGCUUAUAAUGAUGCUGCGUUUUGCUUCCACGUAUCUCUCUGAUCAAGAUAGUCGUUUUGGCUAUUUCUGAAUCAAAAAUAAAAUGGGCGUGAUCUCUCCUAUCGAGACUCUGUUCUUGAAGUCUCAACAUCGUCUUCUUCAACCUCGAGAUUAUUCCUACCCUGUGGUUUCUCAUAAGACUCAAAGAGUUGCAAAUUUCCCCCACCGCAGCUUCUCAUUUCUUUCUCUAGGUUCAUCAUCUGUAGAUUUUCCAUUACGCAGUGAUCUGAUUCUGCAAAAUGGUAGGUUGAGUUUUCCUUGGAGGAGAUAUGUCUCAGAAUCUGAAUCAGCCGAGGUCUACAAUGAGAAGGUUUCUAUAAUGGAAGUGCUAAAGAAAGCCAACUCUUUUAUUCCUCAUGUGAUUCUCUCAAGUACAAUCUUAGCUCUUCUCUAUCCACCUUCUUUCACCUGGUUCAAGCCAAGGUACUUUGUGCCUGGCUUAGGGUUCAUGAUGUUUGCUGUUGGAAUCAACUCUAACGAACGAGACUUUCUUGAAGCUCUUAAAAGACCAGACGCUAUUUUCGCCGGUUACAUCGGACAAUACCUGAUAAAACCUCUUUUAGGUUAUAUGUUCGGCCUAAUAGCUGUCUCCCUUUUCAAGCUACCUACUCCAAUAGGUGCCGGAAUCAUGUUGGUAUCAUGUGUCAGUGGAGCUCAACUAUCGAAUUACACAACUUUUUUGACCGAUCCUUCACUCGCGCCGCUUAGUAUUGUCAUGACAUCGAUCUCAACAGCUACCGCGGCACUCGUUACACCCAUGCUUUCUCUCUUGCUCAUUGGUAAAAAGCUUCCCGUUGAUGUGGCUGGGAUGGUCUCUAGCAUUCUCCAGGUCGUGGUUACACCAAUUGCCGCAGGACUUCUUCUGAACCGGUUAUUUCCAAGGUUGUCUAAUGCGAUCAAACCAUUUCUCCCGGCGCUAACGCUUAUCGAUAUGGCUUGUUGCAUAGGAGCACCCCUCGCUUUGAACAUAGACUCAAUCUUGUCUCCGUUCGGUGCAACCAUUUUGUUACUCGUUAUCACUUUUCAUCUCUUGGCUUUCGUCGCUGGUUACUUUUUAACUGGGUUGUUCUUCAGCAAGGCACCUGAUGUAAAGGCCCUACAAAGAACAUUAUCCUAUGAAACAGGAAUGCAAAGUAGUCUUCUUGCUCUGGCCCUCGCGACAAAGUUCUUUCAAGAUCCUCUUGUUGGAGUGCCUCCAGCAAUCUCCACGGUGGUUAUGUCUCUGAUGGGUGUCUCACUUGUUACAAUAUGGAAAAAUAGAAAGGAGUAAUGACAUAAACCCUAAUCUAAGAUGUUCGAAGACAUUUAUAGGUUGUUUAUGUUGGCUGUUCUAAUUAUUUCUGUAAUGACUCUUAUGGUUGUUCUUUUUAAAUUGUUUCUGAUACAACACCCGGUUGACUAAACCAGAACAGAGUCGAUAAGCCAGAGAACAGUACGACUGUACGAGUUAUGAAUCAGAAUUUUAUGGAACUAAUAUAUUAAUA